ACGCGCCAGACGCCCGAUUUGGCGAAGGCGGCUUCUGAGAUGGCCGGCGCGACGCAAACCGUCUUGGAUGCGCUGCGCGCUGGGCCCGGCGCAGAUGGCAGCGCCGUGCCAGCGGGCGGCCUCCGUCGAGCCGCGUUCAGCGACAGCGCCGCGGGGUUUGUUGAAUUUGCUCGGCAAG
This is a messenger RNA of Prorocentrum cordatum, 178 nucleotides long. NCBI's taxonomy places the organism in Eukaryota, Dinophyceae, Prorocentrales, Prorocentraceae. The record is from the annotation of a GenBank genome assembly.